AUGGCAGCUGCCUUGGGCACUUCUACCAUCCUGUCUGGACAAGAAGAGAUUCCAGCACCACUGCAAUUCUUCAAAGGCAUACCAUGUAAUACAUACGAAGACUUUGGGAUUUCUCUGGAAUGA
Messenger RNA from Plenodomus lingam JN3, 123 nucleotides. NCBI's taxonomy places the organism in Eukaryota, Fungi, Ascomycota, Dothideomycetes, Pleosporales, Leptosphaeriaceae. The record is from RefSeq and is a predicted model, not a curated record.